AUGGAUCCUUCUGCUUGUCGGGUAAUCUACAUUGACGAGAGAUUCAACACAGAAAGGUGGAUCUCGAGGGAGGGGCUGUCUCCUACCACGCCCGCAAGAGCAGGUUCACAAGUCGAAUUCUCGGACCUCCCACCAGACUUACAAACCAAUGUCAAUGCGUUUUUGACCGUCUUUAAUCAAGUGUAUGUGUGUAGCUCAGGAAGAGCCUUCUCCACGAAGCUGUCAGAACUUCAUGACCAAGUCAAGCUCGACUGCACGCCUAUACUUGCCUGUAUCGAUGUCGGUUCAGAAUCAAAACAUGGCCACCUGAGGUCUCGUCCCAAAUUCUUUCCCUCCUCUGAUUCCCCUUUGCCAUCGCCCAGCUUGCUCAGGAAAGAAAUCACCUUCUCCUCGGAAUCCGACGAGUCGUACGGUCUUCAACUCCUGUCCAGAAUAGCCUCAGAUCUGCAGGUAGAGGAAGGCGUUAAGCUGAUCAUUCCCGUGGCGAUUGUCCAGCCCAAACGAAACGAUUCCUACGACCAGGCUGUCGAUACCGUCCGCCAACCCGAAGUGUCUAGGGCGCCCUAUGGCCCCGAGGCCGAGCCCGUCGCCAUCGAGGAUACAUCAGACGUCAUCGACACUCAAUUGAUGCUCCAAUGUCUCGACGCCGGUGCCUUGGACGUGGUGAAGAGUCCACUGGACAAAGCGGGGAUCAUGGGCUUGACAGUUCAUGCAUAUCGGAUAUACAAGAAUGCGAAGAAGGAACAAGCAGGCUUCAUGGCCAUGGCACGACGGAACCGCAAGCAGUCAUGGGUCGGCAUGGAAGACGAGAAGCCAUACGCCUACCUCCGAGAGGCUAUGGUGAAGAAGCUACUAAAGGGAAUCUGUGAACCGCAAAACAUCAUCGAGGACUAUCAGCACCGUGAUUUGUUUGUUCAGGAUUCUCGGAAGCCAGUCGUCGCGGCCGCUGUCGGCAGAUGGGACUUUUCAGGACACGAUUUUACCGAAGACGAGCUGGUGUACGCCGGUUACUACAUGCUCAACCACUGCCUCGAGAUGGAAGCGUGUGAGCAGUGGAGCAUGAGCCAACGCGACCUGCUUCAUUUCAUGCAGGGUUGUCGUGUCGCCUACAACUCUUUCGUCCUCUACCAUAACUUCAGGCAUGCCGUCGAUGUUCUGCAGUCUGUGUUCUACUUCCUGAUCCAGAUUGGCACUCUUCCACCCUACCCUGCCGGUGCCGAACCAUCUCCGUUCGCAGACUCGAAGUCACCAAUCGCUCGUUUGCUAGGACCCUUUGAGGCAUUGACACUUCUGGUCUCGGCAAUCGGACACGACGUUGGCCAUCCUGGAGUUAACAACAUGUUCCUGGUUAAACUCAAUGCCCCUCUUGCACAGCUGUACAACGACCAGUCGGUCUUGGAAGCCUUCCACUGUGCCGCCUACUCGCAGAUUCUCCGCCGCCACUGGCCGGUCGCAUUCCAGGACAAAGCCCUUCGGAAGCUGAUGAUCAGUACCAUCCUCGCUACUGACAUGGGGGUCCACUCCGAUUACAUGCAACAACUGGGCAACCUGCAGGAGAAGAUCCAUGAAAGCCAGGCGACCGAUGGAUGGUCGCCAAAGGACGUUGAUUGGGCACGAACUUUGGCCUGUGGAUUGCUAAUUAAAUGCGCUGACAUCAGCAAUGUGGCACGGCCGUGGGUGGUAGCUGAGAAAUGGACCCAUUUACUGCAAAAGGAGUUUGCUCAUCAAGGCGAGAUGGAGCAAGCGGUCGGACUGGAGACAACGCUCUUUGGCGGUCCUCCCGAGUUGGGCAACAUGCUGAAGCUGGCCAACGGUCAGAUCGGCUUCAUGACCAUCUUCGCCCAUCCAUUAUUUGCCAACGUGGCUGACAUAAUCCCUCCUAUGCGUUUCGCAGCCGACGAGAUACUCACAAACAAGGGGGUGUGGUUCACUCGAGCGGAGCACGAGAAGAAGGUUCAGCUUGUCAAAAAGGGCACAGGACGCGGCGAUGGUGGCUCGAUAAGUCCGAGAACACAAAGUCCUACCGGCCGUGCGUCAGAAUCCGUGAGGGAGAGGCACCUCCCAACAUCUCCCUUGCGAGGCCGAGGCGAGUCGCCAGAGAAAUCGUUUCCAGAUCCUGGACGGGGUCGGAAAGGUGCCAAUUCUGCAGCGCACAAUGCUUCACGGCCAUCAUCACUAGCGGCCGCUGCAGCUAUUGUGAUUCCGGGAGUUGACUCACCGCAUCUUCGUGGGGCAGGGUCGGGAUCCAGCCAGGAUCUGAAAGCUUCGGACCGGGUGCGAUCAGGUUCCGCACUUGUCAACGGCGAACCUAUCCCGAUUGAGCUGACUUUGGACGGCACGCCUAUUGAAGAGAACGACGGCCCCACCUCCAGCAGUACACCACGGCAGGGACUAUCAGCACGGGACAUCUCGUCUGAGUCACUGAUGGCACAAAUCGACACACGGAGGGACAACAUGGUCUCGAUGCGAGCAGGCGCGGAGGCUAUUCCACCGGAGGCCCUAGACGGGAGCAGGAUUUCAGAUGCACAGAGUAUGCAAAAGUUCAAAUUCGCGACUUCAAACGAGGAUGAGCCAGUUCGGACUUUCGAUCCGGAGAAAAAUUAUAGUCCGUCCAACCCGGGUACUCGAGCUAGCGCGCCGGCAAGCGAUACUGAACCCAAGGAGAUUCGGAGCGAUGGGCCAGUGUCGUCCGAAAGUGAGAUUGUCUCAGGCACGAAACUGAGAGGAGGCGGUGGGGAAGAGGUGCUGACACCUAGUGGCAGCGCCACAAGCUAUAUAUCAGACAAGAGUGAAGACGCAUCACGGCAUCAGAGCAGCUUUCAGGCGGUGCGCAACCGAGCAGCGAGCGCACCGCUACAUUCGGGGAGCCCAGUCCUCAGGCCCAGCUUCAGCAUGGGGAGUAACAGCACCACAAGCCGAGAAGGCAGCAAGUACGACGUUCACACGACUAUACUGAGUAAUGGGAGUCUGGAGGGCAGCAGUGCAAAGGAACGAAAAGCCAGCACGAAGACCAUGGGCAGAAGAAGGAGCAAGCUGAAGCUGGGUCUCGCCUUUUGGAAGCGAAAUCGCAGUGACAAAAGCGUGGAGGGUGGGUUGGAGAGGCCGGAUAGCCAAGGUAGUGGGGGGUGA
This is a messenger RNA of Cladophialophora yegresii CBS 114405, 3129 nucleotides long. Its product is annotated as 3',5'-cyclic-nucleotide phosphodiesterase. The record is from RefSeq and is a predicted model, not a curated record. Gene Ontology annotation, molecular function: 3',5'-cyclic-nucleotide phosphodiesterase activity. Bases 1 to 3129 code for a protein of 1042 amino acids. The transcript is spliced from 4 exons. Gene Ontology annotation, biological process: signal transduction. Lineage: Eukaryota; Fungi; Ascomycota; Eurotiomycetes; Chaetothyriales; Herpotrichiellaceae.